Molecule: messenger RNA, 894 nt
Organism: Cotesia glomerata
Lineage: Eukaryota; Metazoa; Arthropoda; Insecta; Hymenoptera; Braconidae
Exons: 2
Coding region: 1-894 (297 amino acids)
Source: RefSeq, a predicted model, not a curated record
AUGUACAAUAAGCUUGAUCAAAUAUUUAAUGAGGUAAUACCUAAAACACAUAUACCUCAAUCUGCGACAUUUCCUAAGUGGUUUACAGCGGAUAUAAUUUUUGAUCUAAAAAACAAGGAAUAUCAUCGUCAACGGGCCAAGCGUGAUAAAUCUGCUUAUCACGAGCAACGCUUUAAAGAGCUUAGAAAGUCGCUCAAAAUGCGUAUCAAACAAGCUCGAGCUAAUUAUAUUGCAAAAGCUGAGACCAAUAUAAUCUCGGAUCCUAACUGCUUCUGGAAUUACACUAAGUCGUUAUCAAGUAAUACAAAACCAUCGCGAGAAAUUAAAGUUAACAAUAAACUCGAGUCUGACCCUCAAGUGAUAGCUGAUGGCUUUGCUGAGUUCUUCAGUAGCGUAUUUGUUUCGUCUGACAUUACUUUUUCUAAUAAUAGUAUACCAGAUCUUAUUGGUAAUCUCGCAAUUCCAGGCAGUUUGGAUAUAAUCAGGUAUUGUAAAAAAUUGCCAAACAAAUGGUCUGCUGGUACAGAUGGUAUUCCUUGUUGUAUUGUGCGCGAAUGCGCUGAAGCAUUCAGUAUUCCACUAACAAUUAUUAUACAAUCUUCAAUUAUUCAUGGAACUUUUCCUGAUAUCUGGAAACAGUCCAAAGUAUGCCCCAUACCUAAGACUGGAAACUUGACAGAUGUUACUCUGUCCAGACCCAUAGCAAUACUUUGCUCGUUCUCCAAAGUACUGGAGAUGUAUAUCUAUGAAACAGUCUUCAGUGAGUUUCAGCCCAUUGUCUCUCCACUUCAGCAUGGCUUUAUGCCCAAACGCUCAACAGUAACUAAUUUAGUAUAUUUCACUCAGCUUGCUAAUGAAACUCUUACUGCUGGGGAACAACUUGACACUGCGUGA